Molecule: messenger RNA, 695 nt
Organism: Andrographis paniculata
Lineage: Eukaryota; Viridiplantae; Streptophyta; Magnoliopsida; Lamiales; Acanthaceae
Product: protein SODIUM POTASSIUM ROOT DEFECTIVE 1-like
Exons: 3
Coding region: 22-504 (160 amino acids)
Molecular function (GO): metal ion binding
Source: RefSeq, a predicted model, not a curated record
UCCUUAAAAUUAAGAAUUAAUAUGUCUUCGUCAGGCAAAAAACUCAAGGGCUUCAUGUGUCAUUGCCCGGCGUCGACGGUCGUGUGUAUGAGCCAAGAAUAUCGCUCUCCCGGCGCCGGCGCCGGCCCCGGCCCCCUCAAGCAUCAACCAAAGUAUGCUCGAUUAGGCGCAGCCAAAUCUGCUUCUUGUAAUUUGUCUUUCAGGGACAAUAAUAUGAAUAAUCAAGAAAUUAUUAUAAAGGAAGAAACGGUGGCGCCGCCGCCUCCGGAACCUUCACUUGCCGCGUCUAGUAGUGUCUUUCAGGUGGUUGUGAUGAGAGUGUCGAUUCACUGCCGUGGCUGUGCUGGUAAACUCAAGAAACAUCUCUCCAAAAUGGAAGGGGUGACGUCAUUCAGCAUUGAUCUGGAGAGCAAGAGGGUAACGGUCAUGGGACACGUGUCACCAUCUGGUGUUCUGGAGAGUGUAUCAAAGGUGAAAAAGGCCGAAUUCUGGCCCUGUUUAUGACCCAAUAAUUAUAUAUAUAUAUAUAUAUAUAUUACUUCUUUAUAUGAUUUUGACCUCUCCCAUAAUUAAAUUAAAUUAACUUAAAUAUUUAUUAUUAAUUGGCCGUGUGUAUUAUUCAUUAAUUCCCAGCCCAUUGACUUGCGUUGUUGAACCCAAACAUUUAAUGGAGAUUAUUAAUCUUCAUUUAUGAA